UACGCGUGAGACUACGAUCCUUCGAUAAAAUAUGAAGAAAUUUGUCAGUCCUUGAAAGAGUAUAUUUAUAUUUUUAAGACUUCAAUUUGCAUUUUCGACUCGGUUGUGUCAGUGGAAAAUAAAGUAAAACAUUAUUUUGGAAAGUAAACUUGUAACUGAUGUAUAAAGAUGAAUUGUGAACAAACUACGAAAUAUAAGAAACAACUUUUUUAAUAGUGUGUCCUUCCACAUUGCCAUACUGCAGUGAAUAAUUCCGAAAGGUUAACGAAGGACGGCAAUAUGGUCAACAGUAAAGGAACAAACAUUAUUUCAUUUUAGGACUGUACUGAUACCCUGCUUAUAUGUGACGUGUCUAAUCCUAUGGCCAUGGCAGUUUUAAUCGAAGGGUCCAGGCAGUUUUUCUCAGCAGUUUAACGACGCUAAACAAUCAAAGUUUCAACAGAACUUUUAUGACCUCUAAUUUCCGGCGGAGGAUUAGGAUUGGAUUAAGUGUUAUUUUACAGAUUUAAGAAGAAAUGUUCAGCUUUUUAUAAUAAAUAGCUUAUGACAGGGCGCGUGGUACAGUCGGGGAGGGGAUGAUUCUUGAUGAAAAAGUGAAUAAAGAGAAAAGACUAAAAUUUGUUCGUGAAGGAAUUCAUCAAGGAAAAUCAACCUUCGAAAAUUAAGGAGCUCUCGAGUGUUUGAUUUGCAAUGUCAUAUCGAACGUAUGUCUGCUUGUAAACAGAUUCUCAUGUUAACGAUUCUAGGUGUAUAAGCUACUAACAUGUUCAAAUUCUUCGAUGAUACGAUCGUAUCUGUAGAUUUACUUUUUGUUUGUUUUUGCGUCGAGCGUACAGAACGAGUUCGAGACGUCGGUGUCCUAUAAGAACGACGAGGACACCGGAAACGGCACCGACGGAAGCGACGAUGGAAACUGGACGUGUGAAGAGGAGCCGCUUAAGGGGACCGAUGGAAGCCGUAUCGCAGCUUACCAUGCUGGAAAAGCGACGUGGAGGUGCUACGAAUGUGGCGAUGUGAUGGGAGGUGGCCCCCGCGACGUGGCCGAGCACUUUAUGGAACUUCACUCCUCGAGGAUACUCGCUGACGACAACAGGAACAGGCAUCACUCUCCUCGCAAAGACUAUCUGCAGUCGGAGCUCAAGAUCGAAGACGUGAUUUCAUACCUGGAGAGGCUACGGGAGCGAGCCGAACGUGUAGCACCACCGUCAAGACGGACGCAGGAAACUCAAACAGUACCUGCCGCCUUAUUGCCUGUUACGUCGACUUUCCUGUUGCAAGAGUUACCUUCAACCCCAUCGCCGCAACACCUUCACCAGACAACGACGACAAUGCCGACGUCCGCUGCGGUGUCUGCCAGCGGGAAAAGGUACACAUGUCCCUAUUGUCCCUACGGAACCGAUCGACGGGACUUGUACACGCGCCACGAGAACAUCCACCGCGAGGAGAAGCCGUUUCACUGUUACAUAUGCUACAAGCCGUUCAACCGUGCCGAUCACGUGAAGAAACAUUUCUUAAGGAUGCACCGGGAACACGGCUACGAGCUGUCCAGGAUACGAAGACCUGCUGGAUCCAGCGCGCCCAAGCCGCUCCAGCAGGACUCGACCACGGGAAAUACAGGCAACGGCAACGCGAACGGCCAGCAGCAACAGCAACAGCACACGAGCUAUGCAUCUGGGUUCAACAAUAACAAGAGUUACCAGUUGCAGCCAAACCCUGGUAACGGAACGACUACAACCACAGGGAUUUAUCAGGCGACGUCGAUGCCUGCGCCCAGCAUCAUGCAACCAGACGCGGCGAACUGCGGUACUGCUAGAAGGGUCCAAAAUGGCGGAUGCAACAGUAAGAGCCAUCUCAAGGGUGGUUCUAAAGGCGCACAAGAGCGGAGGUACACCUGCUGCUACUGCUCCUGGAGCGGCGUAGACAAUUGGUGCCUUAAACGGCAUCUAAACACGCAUUUGAAGCCGUUCGCGUGCACCCUGUGCGAGUACAAAGCUGCACGAGCCGAGCGUUUGGCAACUCACGUGUUGAAAGUUCACAACAGGCGGCAGUGUUCGAGGUGCUCGUUCCUAGGCGAGGACGCGGCGCAGUUGCAGAUGCACCAGCUGCACGUCCACCGUGUCAGCAGCGCGAACAACGCACCUGCAGCAUCCGCGGCGCAGGCACCGCCACCGCAUAAUAAUCGCCAUCAGCAACCCUUGCACCCCGCGGGAGGAGGUCGUCCGCCACCUGGUCCGCCAGUUUUUCCAGCGCCAGCACCAGCCAUCGCACCUGCUACCACCGUGAUACCACCGACAACGAUACUCGGCUACCGAGCGGUGACCAACACGUGCCAGGCCAUGGAGUCUCCCGAGUGUCCUUGUACCGAGCGGAAGCCGAGCGAGAGACGGUCUAGGAAGCAGAGCCAACCGAGGAAGGUCACGUGGAACCAGGAGUUCGAGGACGACGAUCUGACUGUCCCUGAUCAGAACGUUGUAGACGUAGAACAGCCAGAGGAUGCAGCCUUCAGGCCAGCGAACAAGAAGAUGCUCAUAAUAAACGAGCUGAAGAAGAGGUAUCGACGUCGAUCGACCGACCAGAGGCUUCUCAAGUGCGUACAGUGUCCCAGCGAUUCGCUCGCUAGAGGAUCCGUCUACAAACCGUACCACACCAAGGCUUCACUGGAGUUGCACAAGCUGUGGAAGCACGGCGCGUACGAUAAGCAUCUCAAAAUCUGUGCGUCCAAGGAUCGCACGACGUCCCAGGUGUCGUCCAUCACGCUAAAGGCCACCGUCUUCACCAGCCAUGGAUACGGCUAUCAUAGAUAACACGCGGCGAUCCCGUGGACGUAGCGGUGGGCGACCGGGUUGGUGCACGUUGAACCGCGGAAUACACAAUUCUUUCUCGACGCUUUCGAUGCUGUUGGAAGUUAAAUUUUGAUGUUUGUUUUCUGAGAAAGGCUACUGGCUUCUUGUCUUUACGUUGAAGGGUAUAGAUUUGUUAAAAUAUAUAUUGGUUAUUAAUUGGUAAUUCGUUGGGAAAAAGUUCGUAAUUACACGAUUUGCGUUUAUAGUAGUUACGAAACUAGGAUCUAUACAGUAUAAAGAACUUAUUUGUACAGUAGUAGCGCAAACGUUGGAGGUAACGUUGACCCUUAACGAUUCUCAACAAGCAUCAGAGACCGAACUUUCCGCGUUUCGAAGUCCACCUGCUCCGGUCGCCAUUUUUGGAUUCAGGGUAUUCGAUGCGACUGACUUUGCGAAUCGGACUCGUCGAGGAUCGUCGUGUCCAACCUCUCACGGUGAUAUUUCUGGUGACUGACAAGGAACAAACGCUCAUGUUCCGAGGAACUGUGGUAAUUUACUUAAAUGUCUACGGGGAAAGGGAAUGCCCAGGUCUCCGUUGUCGCGGGACAUUUCGGUGAUUUCCGUCGCAGCCAACGAAACGAUAGAUAGAAACCAAUUUCGUCGAUGUUUUUUGAGAGCCUGGAUUCAGAUCACUCGCGGAGCUGAAGCGGCGACGAGAAACAGUCUUAGGAUAAGGAUGAAAACUGAUCGAAAGUACCUUGACACGUGAACUGCCGAUCACACAAUUUUAGGUCCUAUUAACGAUUAAGACGUAAUGCGAAGAGUUGGCGCAUCGAAACGAAUAUUUUCAUGUAUAAGAACUGUAACACGACGCCACGUUGCCCGGUCAUCGUUUCCAAUCGACGCGUCGCGCGUUUCCGCAUCGCCCAAUCAAGCAGUCAAACAUACGUUCCAUCGAAGGACGGAAAUUUUGUUCAGAGACGCGCGCAAGAGCCGACGAAAGACAUUGCGCCGGGAGAGUACGCCAAAAUGGCCGCCAAUCGACUCUCGUGACCGUUCUCUCGGCCGGGGGCGAGCAUGAUUUUUAUAUUAAGGGAUAUUUGUACAAAAACCACUAUCUUGUUUACGUUAUUAUAUGAAAUAUAUUAUAUCUAUUGUACUUAAGCGCAGCACGCGAGAUACCGCGAGGCACGUUGAGUUGCAAAGACGAUCGCACCAGUUCUUUGGGACUCCGCGGCUUCCGGUGUAUUCAUUUUAUUCGACCUGUCCUCUGCGAGACGAACUGUGAUUCAUUUUUGUCAUUUAAUAUUCGAGUUUAUACCCGGCGUUACCGUUUCAAGGAAAUGUUACAUUAAGUCGUUCAUCGCUUCGCUUUCUUAAACUUACUUUGUAUUAACGAGUGUAUAGUUCAUAUUAAUCUGUUGCAUAUUAUUCGCGGCUGUUAAUUACUCAGACUGAUGGGUUACUUUAUUCUACAAGCUUAAGUAAGAUCCUGAAAUGAUGGUCUCAGAGAAUCCUCAAUUAAGAUCUGUAACGUAUAGAGGCUCACAAAAUGAUGUAUCACGAAAUUAUGAAUCUCGCAGCAUGAUAUUUCAAUUCUUAUUUAUAACUAAUUUUAAUCAACGAUAGCGAUUCAACUGAGUGCAAUGAAAAAAAUGUUCAUAUUCUUACAAAGUGAAGACAGUAGCGAAUAAUAUUCAAAUUCUCUGGGAUCCUGUAUCAUGCACUGCAGGAAAAUGACUACGCGUAAAACCCUCUGUUCAUUUUCCUCAGUUUUCAUUUUCAUCUCUUUCUUUCAAGAAACAUUCUCCUCUUACACCCAGUUCCACGAGGAUCGCCUCCGAUCGGCAACCGGCUAUACACUGAGGCUCCAUUACGGUCAACGUACGGAUAUCCUCAAAUCUACUAGGCGUUUCCAAACGACUGCGUUAUUUCCGCAGUUAUUUUUACGCGCGCUGGAAACGCGGCCCGCCUAAAAAAUGUAGAUGCGCCGUUUUGAAAUUCAUCUCCUAAAUUAUGGAGGAACCGUGGAACGGGAACGGCAGCGGUCGUAACUCGCGGCCGGGUUGCAUAUAUGUAUGAUACCGCUAGUCGUGUCACCUUUAUCACGCCGAAACUUUCGCGCUGCGGCUUUGCCGAGCCAGGGAAAAAAGGUAGAGGAAAAACAACGCAUCGAUAUUUUUGACCGUGUCGCGGCUUUGGCCGCACGCGUUGGACAGUUUCGAAUUACAACGUAAAAAUUACCCUCCGCGGAAACCUCGGCGGGUAAAAACAAUUCACGACGAAAUUACAUUGUUUAACAGGUGAGAACAAAGAAUUCCCUCACGCAACAUUUUUCUUGCGUCGUUCCCAGCACGUGCCGCAUCCUUUCAAACCGCGAUCCGAGAGGUGUUUUCAUAAUACCCGGCGCGAACCCAUUUCUCUUCUUUACAGGGAAAAAAUUGAAUUUUUUACUCCUUCGGGCGGGAAACGCCAACGACGAGAACGAAACCGCGCUGUUUUGUCGCAGUAAAAGUUGUCAAAAUACUCGAGCGAUGCUCGGAGCGGUUCCGUUUGGUACCGCGAACAUUUGUUCGAGGCGGUUACGCGCGCGAAUAAUUUUCAGAUGACUUCUGUUUGGGAAAAAGGGACUACGGUGAACGUAUUUUUCUUUGGUAAACGUUAAAAGUCGGGAAGAUAUGUUCCAGAAGCGAUUUGUGGAGGCAAGACUUAAAGAUAAAUUCGUAUUUUUCAGGAAAAGUGAAUUUUAUUACGUACAUAUGUAUGUUACAAAAAUUGUAUCCAAUUUAGUUAAAGGUUUCUGUUGUUAUUUCUUGAAUUUGUAUAUGG
This is a messenger RNA of Nomia melanderi (Alkali bee), 5612 nucleotides long. Lineage: Eukaryota; Metazoa; Arthropoda; Insecta; Hymenoptera; Halictidae. The record is from RefSeq and is a predicted model, not a curated record.